AUGGAGCCCUCUCUUGAGGGUGCUAGGAGGAAAGCAUUGGGAAGAGCUACACUUCCUAGCACUCUGUGCAUGCCUUUCAAGACGUCGCAGGGGCUCAAGAGGGCUCCAUUUCCCUUAAAGGAGCUUGCUGGUGCUGGACCUCGCAUGUCCUCUGAAAGGGGCAAUUUAGUCUUCAAUACUGGCUCAGCCAAAAAUAUUGAAUUCAGAACUGGAUCACAGGGCAGAAUAAAAGUUAAUGAAGAAGACCUUACCGAGACCUUUAGUCAGAUCAGAAAGAAUAAGGAUGAGAUUCUAGAGCUAAAAAGAGUCAUCCCUCAAAAUGUUUCCAGUCAAAUCACUCAGCUUCAUUCCAAGAUUGUGAAUAUUGAGAACAGAUUUCAAAGCCUUGAACAGACCUUCCUAAGAAAAGCCUGUAACAGUAACCCUUGCCAGAAUUCGGGAACCUGCAUCAAUUUGCUGGAUGCUUUCUUUUGUCUGUGUCCCAACAACUGGCAGGGACCAUUCUGUUCUGUCGAUGUUAAUGAAUGCCAGAUUUAUGCAGGGACACCCCUAGGCUGCCAGAAUGGAGCUACAUGUGUAAAUACCCCUGGAAGUUACAGCUGCACUUGUACACCAGAAACCUAUGGACCCCACUGUGUGUCAAAAUUUGAUGACUGCCAGGGAGGAUCUGCUGCUCUCUGUGAGCAUGGCCUCUGUAUUGACGGAAACAGAGAGCAGCCUAAUCAGCCAAAAUACAGCUGUGUCUGUGAGGCUGGCUGGAUGUCUCCACCUGGGAGUCCUGCUUGCAGUGCUGAUAUUGAUGAAUGUAGCCUCCCCAAACCUCCCUGCUCACUGAAUCCUCCUGUGCAGUGCUACAACACUCUGGGCUCUUAUUUCUGUGGUCCUUGUCCAGCAGGGUGGCAAGGAAAUGGCUACAGCUGCCAAGAUGUGAAUGAGUGCGAGACAGAAAAUGGAGGCUGUUCAACUGCCCCAAUGGUUCAGUGUAUCAACACCAUGGGAUCUUUCUACUGUGGUCAUUGUCCACCAGGUUAUGAAGGUGAUGGGAAAGUGUGCACUCAGGUUGAUGUUUGCUCAGUAAACAACGGAGGCUGCCACCCACUUGCUGCAUGUACCAGUUUACCAGGCCCUUUGCCUAGCUGUGUCUGCCCAGCUGGAUACACUGGGAAUGGCUAUGGACCAAAUGGAUGCCUUGCUCUGAGCAAUAUCUGUCAAAGUCACAACCCUUGUCUAAAUGGACAGUGUCUUGCCACACCCUCUGGCUAUAACUGUGUGUGUGAUCCUGGCUGGACUGGCACCAACUGUACAGAAAACAUGGAUGAGUGCUCCAGCAAUCCUUGUCAGCAUGGGGGAAGCUGCAUUGAUGGGGUGAAUGGCUACUUUUGUGAAUGUACGAGUACUUGGACUGGAUCUCAGUGUGAGACACCCCAACGAGUUUGUGGAGGAUCACUUUCAGGCCUCUCAGGCUCAUUCAGCUAUCCAAACAACCCGGGUGCUGAGCAGUAUGCUCCACAAGUCAGCUGUGCUUGGGUUAUCCGGACCCGUUUCAACAAGAUCUUGCGUAUCACUUUUCCAUUCUUCCAACUGGAGGAAAGUAGCCGCUGUAGGUCUGACUUCCUCCAGAUUCAUGAUGGAGAAUCAGCAUCCGAACACAUGCUGGGAAAAUACUGUGGGUCGUCUCACCCAGAAGAGCUUUUCAGCAGCCAUAACUCUUUGUAUUUCUGGUUUCGCUCUGACCGCAUGAUUAAUGCAGGAGGAUUUGCAGUUCAUUGGGAGUCUCGGGAGCCUGAGUGUGGAGGUGAACUGAAUAAUACUUACGGCUCCAUUAACUCACCUGGCUACCCAGGUAAUUACCCUCCCAACAGGGAUUGUUACUGGACUCUCUCAAUCAACCCUAGCCUCCUCAUCACAUUUGCCUUUGGCACUCUGAGUCUUGAACACCAUGAUAAUUGCAGCCAGGACUACUUGGAGAUUCGAGACGGCCUCCUCCCUCAAGAUCCUCUCCUGGGAAAAUACUGCAGCACAGGGUCACCACCUCCUCUUCAGACUACUGGCCCUUAUGCCUGGGUUCAUUUUCAUUCCAAUGCUGUUGGUAGUGAUAGAGGCUUCCAUAUCACAUACACAACAUCGCCUGCGGAUCCCAAUUGUGGAGGAAACUAUACAGACAGCCAUGGGGUUCUCAUGUCCCCCUACUGGCCUAAUUCUUACCUUAACAACAGGCAGUGCAUCUACAUCAUCCGACUGCCACCUGGAGAAAAGAUCUAUCUCAAUUUCACACACCUGGAUUUGGAAAUCCAUCCUCCUGGCUGCUCUUGGAACUAUGUUGAGGUCCGAGAUGGUGACACUGAAAUAUCUCCCUUAAUCAACAAGUUCUGUGGCAAUGUGGUUCCUUCCGCCAUCAUUUCCAAUACCAACAGCCUUUGGGUUAAGUUUAAGUCCGACACCUCCGUGCACAGGUCUAGCUUCAGGGCACUUUAUGAAGUUGCUUGUGGAGGUGCUUUAUCUGGUGAAGGUGUCGUCAGAUCUCCCUAUUAUUCCAGGGCAUUGUCUCAAGGCAAGGUCUGUGAGUGGAUCAUCUCCCAGACGGAAGGCAAUGUAGUCAUUCUUAAUUUCACUGACUUUCAGAUCCAUAAUAUCACGACAUGUGUUUCAGAUUAUGUUCAGAUCAGAGAUGGCAACAAUGUGAAUUCUCCUUCUUUGGGGAAAUACUGUGGUGUAAAUGUACCAUCUAUCGUUCAGUCUACACAGAACUAUCUCUACUUAAAAUUCAGAGCUUCAUCUGUUACAAACUUUGGUUUCAUGGCUGAAUACAAGUCUUUAGAUAAAGCAUGUGGAGGGACUCUCACAGAGCCAGCUGGAGCCAUUGCAAAUCCUGACUAUCUAGCCACAUACCCACAUGGAGUCAAAUGUUCAUGGACCAUCUUAGUCCAACCUGGUUACCUGAUCCGUCUGACCUUCACCUCUUUUAACUUGGAAUUUGAUUAUCCUUGCUACAGAGAUUAUCUUGAAAUCUAUGACAACAUCACCAUGACAAAACUGGGACGAUACUGUGGGAGAUCAAUCCCACCAUCUAUUACCAGUAGUGGAAAUACCUUGACAUUGUAUUUUGUGACAAAUCACAAUAUUGUCUCAGAGGGAUUCUUGGUGGAUUAUGCUUCACUGAAUGCAUCUACAGUAUGUUCACAUGACUAUACAGAGGCAUCUGGUGUGCUGACAUCUCCAAACUAUCCCAACCACUACCCCAACAAAAUGACAUGCAUAUACAAAAUCAGUGUGGGGAACAACAAACAGAUUUCUUUACACUUCACCAACUUCUCUUUGGAGGGUGGAGUAUGCACAGGGGAUUAUGUAGAACUUAGAGAUGGAGGUUAUGAGACCUCACCACUACUUGGGAGAUACUGUGGCACAUCAUUGCCUCCAGUUACUAUUUCCCAUAGUAACAAACUGUGGAUGAAGUUUGUAAGUGACGUAUAUUUUGCAAGCACUGGAUUUUCAGCUUACUGGGAUGGAACAUCAACAGGUUGUGGUGGAACUCUGUCAACUUCCUCCGGAAUCUUCAUGUCUCCCAACUACCCUUUGCCUUAUUUCCACAAUGCGGAAUGCUACUGGCUGCUGAAAGCUAGUCGCGGAAGCCCAUUCGAAAUCCAGUUCGAUCAGUUCCAUCUAGAGUCACAUUCAAGAUGUGCCUUUGACUACCUUGCUGUUUAUGAUGGCAACAGUACCAAUGCUAAGGUGCUGGGGAAAUUUUGUGGUAAUCAGAUACCACCCUCAAUCCGCUCCACUGGGGACACUUUAUACGUAAAACUAAGGACAGAUGGCUCUUUGGGCGGUGGAGGUUUCCUUGCUCGUUAUGUGCAGAUUUACCAGGGAGUAGUAAUUGCCAACCGUAGCCAGGGCAUCUUGGAGAGUUUAAACUACCCACAUAACUAUCCUCCAAAUGUAUAUGGUGACUGGACCAUACAAACCACGGCUGGCAACACCCUUAACUACAGCUUCACAGCAUUUAGCACAAAAGGAGGAGAAAACUGUGCACGUGACAAUUUAAAGCUUUACGAUGGGCCUAAUGCCCAGUCCAGCCUGAUAGGCACUUUCUGUGGCGACACUGAUCUCCCUUCUGGGGGUGCAACCACGAGCUCCAGUCUUCAUGUGGUGUUUUUUUCUGAUCAAAUAGAUGAAUCUACAGGAUUUCAGAUGCUAUGGCAUGCACAUGGAUGCGGUGGGGAGCUCUCUGGGACUUCUGGAUCUUUCCAUAGCCUUGGAUACCCAGACAAAUACCCACCCAACAGGGAAUGCCACUGGUUUAUUCACACAGCCCCUGGUAGUAGCAUUCAACUCACCAUUGUGGAAUUUGAUGUUGAGUACCAUCCAAGUUGCAACUAUGAUGUUUUGGAGAUCUAUGGUGGGCUUGACUUUUCUUCUCCCAGGCUGACCCAACUAUGCAUCCCAAGAUCAUUACAGAAUCCUCUGCGUGUCUCUAGCACUGGUAAUGCAAUAGCCGUCCGAUUCAAAACAAACAACUCUGUAAAUGGAAAGGGAUUCAAUGCUACUUGGCAAGCGAUCGCUGGAGGUUGUGGAGGAGUUUUCCAUGCUCCAAAUGGUGAAAUCCAUUCUCCUAACUAUCCUCAACCUUACAGCAACAACACUGACUGCUCUUGGAUCAUCCAGGUUGAUAGUGGACACCGUGUCCUGCUGAACUUUACAGAUUUUGAAAUUGAAUCUCACCAAGCCUGCAAUUAUGACUAUGUCGCAGUGUUUGAUGGCUCAAAUAACGAAGCUCCACUUCUUGGAAAAGUCUGUGGUGGGCAGCAACCGUCUCCUAUUACAUCCAGCCAAAAUACCAUGUUUGUGUGGUUUCGCUCUGAUAACACCGUCCAUCACAAAGGGUUCAGUGCUCGUUUCACUGAAGCUUGUGGGAGUGUCCUGGAGGCUGAUUCAGUUGGUGCAGCAAUUUCGUCUCCUUUGUUCCCUGCCAAGUACCCAAACAAUCAGAACUGCAGUUGGAUUAUCAGAGCCCAGGAGCCAUUCAACCACGUUACAUUGUCAUUCACUGACUUUGUGACUGAAGACAUCAGGCGUAACUGUACUACAGAUUAUGUAGAAAUUCGGGAAGGGGAUAAUGAUGGCGCACCUCUGCAAGGGCGUUAUUGUGGCACCACUAUGCCACAUCCUGUUACAUCUUUUGGCAGUGCUUUGUUCAUCAACUUUGUAUCUAAUAACGCCAUUACUGCUAAAGGGUUCCAUGCUACCUUUGCUGCAUCAACAUCUGCCUGUGGGGGUACUUUCCAUAUGGAGAGAGGAGCCUUCAACAGCCCUGAGUUUCCUGAGCCUUACCCGCCGAAUAUUGAAUGUGUCUGGAACAUUCUGAGCUCCCCUGGCAACCGGCUCCAGCUGUCUUUCACAGAAUUUCAGGUGGAAGAAAGUACAGACUGUGCCAAGGACUACCUAGAAAUUUGGGAAGGCAGUCUCAGUGGCCAUUUGGUGGGGCGAUAUUGUGGAAACGCCUUGACAAAUCAUACAUCUGUCACCGGACACAUCCUGUGGAUUAAGUUCAUCUCAGAUGGCUCUCAGACUGGAAUGGGUUUCCGGGCCACAUUUGCUCACUUGUUUGGAAAUAAUAUUGCAGGGAAUAGUGGACAAAUAGCUUCUCCACUGUGGCCGAGAUAUUACCCUCACCACUCCAACUACCAGUGGACGAUAACUGUCAACACAACACAAAUUAUCCACGGCCAGAUCUCACAGAUGGAUAUUGAAGAUUUGUACAACUGUUACUAUGACAAGCUGAAGAUCUACGAUGGCCCCAACACACAUUCACGCCUCAUAGCAAAGUAUUGUGGUGUAGCCCCUUCUUCUUUCACCUCUUCUGGAAGCUCUGUUACCCUCCAGUUCAUCUCUGAUUCUUCUAUAAAUGGAAGGGGCUUCCUUUUGGACUGGUAUGCAGUGGAAGCUCUUACAGACGUUGGACAUACCAUUCCUAUAGGUGCCUGUGGAGGUGUCGCAACAGCCAGUGAAGUGCCUUUGUUCUUGUUCUCUCCAGGCUGGCCCUCGAACUACAGACAUUUUGCAGAGUGUACAUGGGUUAUCAGAGCACGAGACUCAACAGUGGAGUUCAACAUCCUGGCCUUGGACAUUGAGUCUCAUAGCUCAUGCAGCUAUGAUAAACUAGUCUUCCGAGAUGGGGACAACAGUCUUGCCCCAGUUAUGUCCACUGUAUGUGGCCGUGAAGUUCCGGGACCAAUUAGAUCAACCAGGGAUGCCAUGCUCAUUCAAUUCACUUCAGAUGCAAGUAUUGCUGGUGCUGGAUUUAAUGCUACUUUCCAUAAAAGUUGUGGUGGCUCCUCAGAAGCAGACAGAGGUGUGAUAUUUUCACCCAAUUACCCACAAAUGUAUCCCCCUAACCAAAAUUGUUCCUGGCACGUUUUGGUUACUGCUGGUUUCAUCAUUGGUGUCCAUUUUGAACAGCUAUUCCAGGUCUUGAAUGAAGAUGCUUCCUGUAGCCAUGGAGAUUAUGUUGAGCUUAGAAAUGGACCAGAUCUUUCUGCCCCACCAUUAGGACCCAGUGGAGGAAAUGGGCACUUUUGUGGCAGCAGUUCUAUUUCUACCAUGUACACCACAGAUAAUCAGCUGUUUGUCCGUUUCAGUUCUGACAGUAGUAAUGAAGGGCAAGGUUUCAAACUGAAGUUUGAGGCAAAGGGUCUUGCUUGUGGAGGGAAUAUCUAUAUCAGUGAAUCCAGCCCCUCUGGAUUUGUCUCUUCACCCAACUAUCCUGGUAAUUAUCCACCACAUGCUGAUUGUGUCUGGACCAUAAUUGCUCCCUAUGGAAAAGCAGUGGAGCUGCAGUUUGAAGAUCAGUUUGAUAUAGAGCCUUCACCCAGCUGCACAUUAAGUUACCUUGAAUUGCGAGAUGGUGCUGAUUCCAAUGCCCCAGUGAUUGCCAGGCUGUGUGGGAAUGCUCUGCCAGGCAUUCAAAGAUCUUCUGGUGCUACCCUGUAUAUGAGGUUUCGGUCAGAUGGUACAAACACACAGGCUGGAUUCAAUGCCAAGUAUUCAAGAGCUGAAUGUGGUGGAACACUGACAGGACAAAAUGGGUUUGUUGAAAGCGUUGGAUUUCCUGGACAUCACUAUCCAGACAAUUUGCUGUGUGAAUGGUUUCUUCGUGGACCUAUGGGCCAUUAUCUCACCAUUCGUUUUGAAGCACUGGAUAUUCAGAACUCAUCCGAGUGUAUAAAUGACUACUUGGAAAUUCGAGAAUAUAAUGCUUCAGGGGAUGUAUUAGGUAAAUACUGUGGUCGCGACAUACCCAAUGCUUUGGACACCUCUGGCAACAUGGUUUAUAUCAAGUUUGUCACUGAUGGAUCUAUCAAUGCUCCGGGCUUUAGACUGCAUUUCGCUGCUAGCGCUGAAGAGUGUGGAGGUGAACUUCGUGGCACUACCGGGACAUUUACUUCCCCCAACUAUCCAAACUCCUAUCCCCACAAACUAAGAUGUGAAUGGAGAAUCAUGGUGCCAUUGGGACACCGGGUCACUCUUACUAUCAGUGACAUGAAUUUUGGCUCCAACCAGAAUUGCAAUUCAGAUUAUGUGGCUAUUCACAACGGUUUUGGGGAACAUACACCCAGGCUAUCCAAGUUGUGUGGCAUGGUGAUCGCAGGCACUCAGGUUAAAUCCUCUGGAAACAAGAUAUCAGUAAUUUUGGUAACAAGCCAUAAUGAUGCAGAAGGAAGCUUCAGAAUUACAUAUUCUUCUGAAGAAGAUGCAGUGUGUGGUGGACUUCUGCUCAGUUCAGAUGGUGGGAACCUCACUUCUCCUGGAUACGAUGCCAUCAGCAAUUAUACAAACAACCUGAAUUGCGAAUGGGUCAUCCGGAAUCCACAUCCAUCCAUCACAACUGUUUCCCUCCUCUUUCAAGAUUUCCGAUUGGAACAGCACAUAAACUGCCAGAAUGACUACUUAGAGAUUCGAUUGGGGGAUUCUGAUGGACAGCUCUUAUACAGGCUAUGUGGCCGUGGGGCACCUGAAGAGCCACUACUAGUAGCAGCUCCAGAGAUCUGGAUACAAUUUGUGAGUAAUGAGGAACAUGCAGACAAAGGAUUCUUUAUCCACUACUUAUCUCAACCCUGUGGUGGUGUACAGGAAGCUGAAGGUGGGAUUAUCUUAAGUCCUAACUACCCACAGCCGUACAACAGUUCAAGUCAUUGUUCCUGGCUAUUGGUAGCACCAGAGGGGCAUACCAUAAAUCUUACUUUCGUGAAUUUUGCAGUUGAAAUGCACAGGGGCUGUCUCUGGGAUUCAGUAACUAUUCUGAAUGGUGGAUCUCCUACCUCUCCUGUCAUAGGACGAUAUUGUGGAAGAACAUCGCCUGGUACCAUUCAGUCAGGCUCCAAUCAAUUAUUAGUAAAUUUCAUUUCUGACCACUCUAUGCAGGGAGAUGGCUUCUAUGCAACAUGGACUGCAGAUUCUUUAGGAUGUGGUGGGAUUCUGCAUUCAGAAAACGGUACCAUCAGUUCUCCCCAUUGGCCACAGAACUUCCCUAGUAACAUCAGAUGUGCAUGGAGAAUCAUUUCUCAUGAAAGCAGCCAUUUGGAGAUAACCUUUGAUGAAAACUUCCAGAUUCCAGAUAGUAAUGGACAGUGUCAGGGCAGCUUUGUGAAGGUGUUGAAAGGAAGUGAUGAAGAACAGGAAGAUGCUAUAUUAGCCAUUGGGUGUGGAAAUGCAGCUCCUAGACCUAUUGUUGCUCCAAGAAAUGUGAUGACAACAGUGUUUCAGUCACAGGACAUCCCAGGACAUGGCUUUUCUGCAUCUUUUAUAGGCAGGUGUGGAGCAAAUUUCAGUGCUUCAUCGGGUCGUAUUGUCUCUCCUAACUUUCCCAGCCAAUAUGACAACAACUUGAACUGCAAUUAUAUCAUAGAAGUGAAACCCCAGGCUGUCGUGAUAAUACGUUUUGAAACUUUUGAUUUGCAACCUCAUAAUGCCCUGCAGAUUUGUGCUUAUGAUGGAGUGAAGAUCUUCAAAGGGAACAGGGUAAAUCCAUACCCCGUGGAAGCAUUCUGUGGUAAUGAAAUCCCUGCGCCUGUCGGCAUAUUUGGAACCGUACUGCUGAACUUCUACACAGACUCUCAUACUGUUGGCACUGGAUUUUUGGCCACAUAUAAAGUAAUCUCUUGUGGUGGUGUCUUCAAUAGGUCCUCUGGCACGAUCAUGAGCCCUACUCAUUCAGUUACUGAUUAUCAUCACAAUAUGAAUUGUUCAUACCACAUCAUCGUUGGAAGCAACAAGAUUGUGGCACUCAAAUUCAACAGCUUCCAGCUUGAAGCCUCUUCGUCAUGUGACAAGGAUUAUGUUGCUGUGUAUGAUGGUCCAAGCACCGUUGCUCUGCUUCUUGGCAAAUUCUGCGGUGAAGCACUUCCUCCCAUUAUUAAGAGUUCUACAAACAAUUUGUACCUGGUGUUCAAGACUGAUUCCUUUGAAGCAGCUGGCGGAUGGAAAGCAUCAUUCAGAGAGACCAUAGGUCCUCAGCAAGGUUGUGGUGGUUAUCUGACAAAGUCAAGUUCCAGCUUUGGCUCUCCAGACUCCAAUAACGAUGGCAAAUAUGACAAAGACCUAGAAUGUGUGUGGAUUAUAGCUGCACCCAUGAACAAGCUGGUCAAUCUCACCUUCAGCACUUUUACAUUGGAAGCAGCAUCUUCUCCUCAAGGCUGCCGAUUUGACUAUGUCAAACUGUACGAUGGCAGCAGUGAAAAUGCUCCUCUGGUUGGCUCAUUCUGCGGCUCCAGCAUUCCAGCUCCUUUUGUUUCUACUGACAAAUUCUUGACCGUUAAAUUUGUCACUGACAUGACUGUAGAAAGAGCAGGUUUCAAUGCUACCUACACUACUGUGGAUAGACUGUGUGGAGGUGUAUAUAAUGCAACUUCUGCUUCCCAGACUGCAACAUCACCCUACUUUCCAAAUGCAUAUCCCCCAUUUACAGUCUGUAAAUGGGUCAUUGAUGCCCCUCCUGAGCAGCAGGUUAAACUAGUCGUGCGGACAUUCCACCUCCAGUCCAGCCAAGACUGCUCUCAGAAUUACCUGGAGUUCCAGGACUCACCUCUGGGCAAUCAAGAACAUGCUGACCGUGUCCACCGAUUCUGCGGCUUUGAAAACUUUGCAAUUCCAGAGUUUUAUUCUUACAGACGGACUGCUCUUGUAAUUUUUAGAUCAGAGGCCUAUAUGAUUAACAAUGGACUUAGCUUUUCCUAUCAAGCUUCAGGCUGCAACAGAGAAUACAAUCAGUCGUUUGGCGAUCUGAAAAGUCCAGGCUGGCCCAAUCCUUAUCCUCGAAACUUGGAUUGCACCAUUAUACUACGAGCACCGUUGAACCACACUAUAUCUCUUUUUUUCAGUUCUUUCAAUCUAGAGGAUGAUGGAUGUCGGCAUGACUUCCUAGAGGUCAGGAAUGGCAGUGAUGCAAGUUCUCCGCUGCUUGGCAAAUAUUGUGGACACACUCUACCCAGCCCUGUAUUUCCUAAAAACCAUGUUGUAUAUCUGCGUUUCAAAAGCGAUGUCUUAAUUUCUUAUGAAGGAUAUGAGAUUACGUGGACUUCAUCACCAGCUGGAUGUGGUGGUACCUUAUAUGGUGAAACUGGUUCAUUAGCCAGUCCAGAGUAUCCAGCAUCUUAUCAGAAUCAAACAGAUUGUGAAUGGAUAAUCAAAGCGCCCAAAGGACGAGUUGUUACAGUUAAUUUUGCUUUCAUCAGCAUUGAUGACCCGGGUGAUUGUAUUAGCAACUACUUGAUACUUUAUAAGGGACCCGACACUACCUAUGCAUCCAUGGGACCAUACUGUGGAAUGGACACAAACAUUGCUCCAAUUACGACUGCAUCAAAUCAAGUGUUCAUAAAAUUCCAUUCUGAGUAUGUAACUCUACCAUCAGGAUUUUUGCUAACUUGGAACAGCUAAAAUAAUUCUCCUAUGAAAAAUACAUCUGCUCAGCACUUUUCUGUACCAAAGAGGCUUCAAAUAAUGAUUGUGUUUAUGAUGAUAAAAUAAAAUUGUUUUUCAGCAA
Hemicordylus capensis (graceful crag lizard) is the source of this 11035-nucleotide messenger RNA. It is a transcript of the gene CUBN, whose product is annotated as cubilin. Bases 1 to 10929 code for a protein of 3642 amino acids. The transcript is spliced from 67 exons. Lineage: Eukaryota; Metazoa; Chordata; Lepidosauria; Squamata; Cordylidae. Gene Ontology annotation, molecular function: calcium ion binding. The record is from RefSeq and is a predicted model, not a curated record.